Desarmillaria tabescens is the source of this 1448-nucleotide messenger RNA. RefSeq lists its product as uncharacterized. The transcript is spliced from 3 exons. The record is from RefSeq and is a predicted model, not a curated record. NCBI's taxonomy places the organism in Eukaryota, Fungi, Basidiomycota, Agaricomycetes, Agaricales, Physalacriaceae. The coding region runs from base 277 to 1383 and encodes 368 amino acids.
GGAUAAUCAUGGGUCCUAUCUUAUCGAAAUCGCCUUUGUUACGGAAUUCAUCAUACUUGGACCAGUUCUUUGUGCUGAGCGCAGCUUUUGUCUUCUUCCAAUGGCACGUCUGCAGUGGUUCCUUGGGAUCCUUCCUACUUAAUGCUGUGCCACCGCAACCUGUCCUUGACUUGAAUUUGACGCGUCGCAAAGUCCUCUAACAAUUGUCCGGCUAUUGUCACCAAAAUACCAAUAUUGAUUGCUUGCAACCCUUUAAAGCAGACGCGCCAUCCAUCGAUGCCUUCAUCACCACUCAACUCUCCCACUAUGUCUGCGUCUUUGACAUCGUCUGCGACAAGCAUUGACACGCCCAUCGACGUGAAUUCCCUACCAGAAGAAGCCAUCGCAUCUGCCACGAAAACCUACACUAAAGAGCGACAGCGUUCUAUUCACGACUGGCAGCAAGGAGUUGACAAUUCUGGUGUAGCUAUUCCCCCCUCGCGCCCUCCGACUUCUGCGCCCACCGAGAGUGAACAACCAACAGUGUACCAGACCGACUCUCAAACACCCCGAUCCUCUGUCGCUAACAAUGUUGUACCCCGCUCUGUUCUCGUCGAAAUCGAUAGCAUAAUCCGUAGCGCCAACUCCCCGACGCUCAAUACUCAAUGGGAGGCGCAUUUCUUUCAAGGUACCACCCUCACAUCAUCCUCUAACCCACGACUCCUACAAGCGCACGCCGCCGCAAUCAUGGCCUCCCAAGGUUUUUACAUCGACUCUGAUGUCCCCCGGCUAGCAGAGAAGUGUGUGUAUCGAGCGGCCUUUGCGAAAUUCGACCACUCGAAGGGUAGAGAAACGCCUGAAUCUAUCGCGCCAUUCGUCCUUGAGAUAUAUCGGAAUAUGGGCGCCAUCUAUGGUCCUAUGGCUGCAGAAGCGUUCCGUAUCGCGAUAACAGAGCGAAGUAUGGCCUCAUUCGAGAGUUGUUGGUUAAGGGAACUCCCAAACACGUUCGGGGCGCGAAAUCCUCAACCAUUGCUAUUCACGAUCGCCGGUAUUUCACUGGCUGCCUUCAUCAGUGAUCUUUUCGUCUGGGGUUUCCUCAAUGGCUCGAAUGUGAUAAGAUGUCUCGGGAUCCUACUAAGCACCAUGGAAUAUAUGGAACAUCUACAAGCCAUUCAUAAAAUCCUUGACCGUACUGGCGGCGGAUAUUGGCGAGACGAAUCGGGGCAAUUGAUGGCUCUCCAACAUGUUGAGGAGUUCUUGUUUAGGUUUCUGAGAAGCGCGCGAUCCAUAAAUCUUGAAAAGAGCCCUACCGGACAGCAGUAUCCUGCAUCCGUGGGAAAGACGUGGAUAAACGAAGUUGAGCAAAUGGUGCGAACACGGUACACCGCCGACCUUGGAUUCUAGUCUAUGACAAUUUUGGAGGUCUAAUUUAGACGGUAAUUUCUUACUCUACGAUUAAUCAAUCAUAU